ACCCAAUAAACCCAUAAUCUGUAAUACUGGAACUACAACAAGAAUACGGUACAAUGUCAUUAUCCCUCCAUCUAUCCGGUUGGCCAGAGAACAGUGAAAGUCGACAACGGAUGCUUGAAAGCUCGUCGAGCACCAAUUUCGUGCAGCACUUUGUCUCCAGAGAGAUUUCCAACAAGGAACGGCUGUUGAGUCUUUUUCGUCGUUUGAGAAAUGGUCUUGUUCUUGUUCUAACUCCAUUAUUCUUUGGACAAAUGCUCAAUUGGGAGGGACCGGAAUGGAAAUGUGCGUAUUGUGUGUGCAUAAUCGCUGUAUAUUGGAUGUCAGAAGUAAUGCCAUUGGCUGUAACCGCAAUGCUUCCUGUCGUACUGUUCCCAUUGGUUGGAGUACUUGACGCUAACACGACAGCAAAAGAAUACAUGAAUGACACAAAUUUCCUGUUCAUUGGAGGUCUAAUUAUGGCGGCAGCAGUUGAGAAGUGUGAUCUACACGAACGUGUUGCCCUUUCAGUAUUACGAUGCGUAGGAAGUGAGCCGAAAUGGAUCAUGCUUGGCUUCAUGACUGUCACCGCAUUGCUGAGCAGUUUUAUAUCAAAUACUGCGACAACUGCAAUGAUGGUUCCGAUUGGGCAAAGUGUUGUGCAGCAGUUGAUUUCAUCCUUCCAACACCAUCCAACAAAUGGAGAACGUGGCCGUCUGGGAUGCAAGAAAAUGGCGACGGGACUUGUACUUUCCAUUUGUUUCGCUGCAAAUAUUGGAGGAACUGGAACUGCAACGGGAACUCCUAGCAAUUUGGUCAUGUUGGGACAACUCAGCGCACUCUUCCCAAAAGUCGAUGGAUCACUGAACUACGUAACAUGGAUCUUCUUUGCUUACCCAUUGAUGCUUCUGUGCCUUUUCGUUGCUUGGAUGACUCUUGUUUCCUUCUUCUUGAGAGAUGCUCCGGAAAAAGAUGAAGCUGUAACUGAAAUGCUGAAAACUCGAUACAACGAACUUCCAAGAAUGACAUAUGCUGAAAAAUCUGUAUUUGUCUGUUUCUGCAUUCUCCUCUCACUUUGGGUUUUCCGUAAUCCUGGAGUCGUCCCUGGAUUUGGAGUUUUCUUCAAAAAAGGAGCAUAUACGGAUGCCACGUCGGCAAUGAUCGUUGCCUUCCUCCUGUUUGUUCUUCCAUCUGAAAGACCCGACUUGGCAACUUAUAUCAAGAAAGAAGAUUUGAAAAAGAGAGGAUGUCUGAUGGAUUGGAAAACAAUGCAGGAAACAUUCCCAUGGAGUGUUGUACUUCUUUUGGGUGGAGGUUUUGCAUUGGCUGCUGGAGUUAAAGAAUCUGGAUUGUCACUUUUAAUUGGAAAUAGUCUAUCUUCUAUUGAACAUCUUCCACUUUGGAUUCUUCAAUUAUUAACUAUGCUCAUUGCAAUGGUCAUCACAAAUAUCUGCUCAAACACUGUCACUGCUUCAAUUUUUGUUCCGAUUGUUGCAACACUUGCUCAAAGAGCUGGACAUCACCCAUUCACCCUCAUGCUUCCAACCACAUUGGCUUCAUCUUUCGCAUUCAUUUUCCCAGUUGGAACACCACCAAAUGCAAUUGUGUUUGGAAGUGGAAUGGUGAAAGUUUCUGAUAUGGCAUUCGUUGGCGGUAUCAUUUCAUUGGAACUUUUGGUAUUGACAGUUCUCUACAUGAAUAGUAUUGCAUACUUGACUCUUCCAUUACUCGAAUUCCCAACAUGGGCGAUUAUUGCAAACUCGACAAUGCAACAAUAGACACAUUCUUCACCUACUUUUUAAUUGUUACUUCCAUUUUCUUACCAUCUUUUUUCUCUUUUCUCUUGCUCUUAUCUUGUUCCAUACAUUCCUUAGGAUGUCUAUCUUCUUCUGGGUAUUCUGAUUCAACCUUUUUUGGUCAUCCUCUUCCUUUGCCUCUUCCCACACCCAGAACCAUUUCUCAAACAUCUACAUGACUUAGUCAUUCUUGUUACGGGAACUUCAGUCAAAUCACACUUGUUGCAAACGCUCACCCCAUCAUCAAAAAAAACUUGAAAUUUCAAAAAACAACUUAACAGAUCUUCUAUUACAAACCGUUUAUUUUUCUUUUCUUGCUGUGUUAUCUAGAAUGUAGAUUCGUUUUCUUACUCGGUUUUACUUCUUGAAGCUUAUCGUCUUCCCUGGUGAAUUUAUAAACUACUUUGCUCCGCAUUUUUGUGUAUUUUUGAAUUAAAAUAAAUGCAUUCACCGGUGAA
Molecule: messenger RNA, 2230 nt
Organism: Caenorhabditis elegans
Lineage: Eukaryota; Metazoa; Nematoda; Chromadorea; Rhabditida; Rhabditidae
Gene: nac-3
Product: Sodium-dependent high-affinity dicarboxylate transporter 3
Exons: 8
Coding region: 54-1754 (566 amino acids)
Biological process (GO): succinate transmembrane transport; transmembrane transport
Cellular component (GO): membrane
Molecular function (GO): transmembrane transporter activity
Source: RefSeq, marked reviewed